AUCCAUUGGGAAUGCCAACCAUUCAUUUCCUUUCUUUCUCUUCUCUUUAACCUCACAUCUCUCCCUCCCCACUGCGUCCUCUUCUCUUCAUGAUACAUCAACAAACUUGUACAAAAUACUAACAAAACAUGUCUAUAUAAUAUUAUAAGCAAGAAGAAAAGAGAAGAAAAAAAAAAAAAGAAAAAGAAAAGUUUCAGCUUCUGCUGAAUCACCAACUACAUUAACAGUGGUGUUUUUUUUCCCACUCUUUCUCUUUCCUCUAUCUCUGUCUCUAUCUUUGUUUCUCUCCCUCCCUUUAUAUCCUAUAGUAACAACUCAACAAUCAAGAAGAUCAGAUCCAAGAAGAGGAUUAUUAUCUGUCUAUCACAAAAUACCCACUGAUCAGUCACUACUCCAUCAAUCAAAUCAAGAAUCAAACAUGUCCUCCUCAUCAGCUGCUUUUUCACCGGACCACCUCUCUCCCUCCGACGAGCUCUGUUACGUCCAUUGCAAAUUUUGUGACACUUUCCUCGCGGUGAGCGUCCCUUGCUCUAGCUUGUUCAAGACCGUCACCGUUCGAUGCGGCCACUGCACCAACCUCUUGACUGUCGACAUGCGCAGGCUCCUUCUUCCUGCGGCUAACCAGCUCCACCUUGGUCACCCUUUCUUCAACCCUCAGAAUAUUCUGGAGGAGAUCCGGAGCGCAACACCACCAAAUAUGCUGAUCAAUCAACCAAGCCCAAAUGAGCCUAUUAUGCCGGUGCGAGGAGGAGUUGAGGAGCUUCCUAAGCCACCUGUUGUCAACAGACCUCCGGAGAAGAGACAGAGAGUCCCAUCUGCCUACAAUCGCUUUAUCAAGGACGAGAUCCAACGCAUCAAAGCUGGAAAUCCUGAUAUAAGCCACAGAGAGGCUUUUAGCGCAGCUGCAAAGAAUUGGGCCCACUUCCCUCAUAUUCACUUCGGACUUAUGCCUGAUCAACCCGUGAAGAAAACUAACGUGCGCCAACAGGAAGGAGAGGACGUUCUGAUGAAGGAUGGGUUUUAUUGUGCUGCCAAUGUGGACGUUUCCCCUUACUAAGAAAGAAAGUACUGCAACUUUUAGGGUUUCCUCUUCUUUUCUUCAACUGUUAUUAGAGUACUUGCUUGUCAUUAAACCUUUCUUUCAAGAAGACUGGACUGCUAAGACUGUAUGGGUUUUAUGUUAGUAUGGUUUGGGAGAAGAUUUUGGAGUCUCACCGCCAUACAUAUUUAUAUAAUCUCCCGAAAACCAUUAAUUAUAUAAGAAACCGAAGGUCUUUAUAAUGUGGCUACUUUGGAAUA
Messenger RNA from Jatropha curcas, 1299 nucleotides. RefSeq names its product Plant-specific transcription factor YABBY family protein (gene AFO). The record is from RefSeq and is a predicted model, not a curated record. Gene Ontology annotation, biological process: regulation of shoot apical meristem development; regulation of leaf development; polarity specification of adaxial/abaxial axis. Gene Ontology annotation, cellular component: nucleus. NCBI's taxonomy places the organism in Eukaryota, Viridiplantae, Streptophyta, Magnoliopsida, Malpighiales, Euphorbiaceae.